GAGAGAGGGACUCCAGUUUGCGCUCCUCUCCCUCGCCUCCGGCUCCCGGGCUCAACUUAAGUGGCCGCGCUCCUCUGGCCACGCCCGCCGCCGCCCAGUCAGGCUGGGCCUUCUCGCGUUCUCGCGCCGCUCCCGACCGUCCCCCCCGAGGGGCGGGGCGCACCGUGCGUCACGUCGCCGUUCCGUUGCGCGAGCUCCGCCCCUGCGCGCCCCGCAGGUCUGUGUUUGAAAGCUGUUCCCGGGGAGACAACGGCGAGCUCGGCGCAGUAUGGAGCCGAGGCUGGUGAAGCCGCCCGGGCAGGAUUUGGUAGUGGAGCGUCUCAAAAGCCGCUACGGACUAGGGGGCAGCCGCUUCGCCGAGAUAUGUCUUUUUUCUUUUAAGUAUGAUUUUUCAAGUUUUGAUCAGGCUAAAUGGAAGAGAAGAUCUCUAACCUCCCCAGAUGGUUUGGAUAUCUUCUCAUCUGGAGAUAAAGUGGGUUCAUCAUUAAGAUGUUAUUCUGAUGAAGGAAAGCUUUGCACAACACCGCUUUGUAGUUCAUUCAAACACUUAAAUGUGAAUUGCCUAGAUGAUGAACUGGAUUCUUUUCAAGAUUUGAAGCAACAAGAAACAAAAGAAGAGUUAAUUGAGAAUGAUCAUAGAAUUAGUACAUCCAAAAUAACCAAACAGUCUUUUAAAGACAUUGAAAAAGCAGUUGCCCAGCCAACUAAUGUGGCAUCAAAUUCAAGAAAUUGGACUGAAUAUUGUAGUAAUGCAAAUGACUCCCCUCUGAGACGUGUCAGCUGUUCAACAUCUAAAGCACCAAACAAGCAAAGAAUACUUCCACAUCAGAUUAAUCAGAUCUAUGAUGAAUUAUUUCAAAUACAUCAGAAACUGCAGUGUGAAACUGCAGCACAACAGGAGUUUGCUGAAGAACUUCAAAAGCGGGAACGUUUUUUAGUUGAAAGAGAACAACUACUUUUCAGACAUGAAACUGCUUUGAGUAAAAUUAAAGGUGUCGAAGAAGAAGUUCUUACAAGAUUUCAGAUUAUAAAGGAGCAACAUGACGCAGAAGUUGAGCACUUAACUGAAGUUCUUAAGGAAAGAAACAAAGAAAGCAAGAGGCUAAGGUCCUCUUUUGAUGCACUGAAAGAACUGAAUGAUAACUUAAAAAAGCAGUUAAAUGAAGUAAGUGAAGAAAACAAGAAGAUGGAGAUUCAGGCUAAGAGAGUUCAAGCUCGUUUAGAUAAUUUACAGAGGAAGUAUGAGUUUAUGACAAUCCAGAGAUUGAAAGGAAAUUCACAUGCUGCUAAUGAAAUGAAAAGUUUAAAACAAGAUAAAGUACCAGUCUCAAAAACUCACAAGGUACCACUUAAUGCACAAGUUUAUGAACUUUUAACUGUCUUCAUGGAUUGGAUUUCAGAUCAUCACCUUAGUAAAAUAAAAAGUGAAGAAUCUGGAAUGGAUGGUGAAAAGCCGCUACUCAGAUUUGCUUCUCAGAGAAAUGAUAUUCAGGAGAAGUGUAUAAAGCUUUUGCCUAUGAUGACAGAGCAGCUACAGUGGAUGCCUUUUGUGAAUACCAAACUUCAUGAGCCUUUUGUAAAAUUUAUAUAUUGGUCUCUAAGACAGCUAGAUGCGGGAGCACAGCAUUCUACCAUGACAUCAACAUUGAGGAGAUUGGGUGAAGAUAUAUUCAAAGGAGUAGUAACUAAGGGAAUUCAAGAUAAUUCUUUAGAACAUUCAGUGGAGAAUAAACCAAAGACAGCUGCUUUCUUUAAGAGCUCCAAUUUACCACUGAGAUUUUUAUCAACUUUAAUUGUUCUUAGAACAGUCACCCAAGCUGACUACCUGGCUCAGGCAUUUGAUUCUCUCUGUUUGGACUUGAAGACAGAUGAAGGAAAAGUCUUGUUUUUGGAAUAUCAAGCUGUUCCAGUAAUACUAAAUCAUCUACGAAUAUCCAGCAAAGGACUACUUUCUAACGUCAUUGAUAGUUUGCUUCAGAUGACAGUGGAAUCUAAAUCCUUGCAGCCUUUCCUGGAAGCCUGUAGCAACACUUUAUUUUUUCGUACUUGCUCUGUGCUACUUCGAACCCCAAAACUUGAUCUUCAAAUACUAGAAAAGCUCAGUAUUAUUCUGCAGAAACUUUCCAAAAUAAAGAGUAACAAGAAGCUCUUUGAACUUUUUACUAUUCAUCUGAUGCUUCAAGAAUUACAAAGGACAACACAUCCAGAGCAUGCCUUUCUCUGUAUUAACCUAAAUUCAACUCUGUUCAAUUUGGGUUUGACAAAAUGCAACUCCCUGGCCUCCAAUGCAAGCCAUUAGACUGGCUUAUUAUUAUUUUAUGUAUAUGAUAUGUUGUUCCUUAUUUGUAAGAUUGUGAAAAUUACCAAAGUAACUAAAAGUCUACCAAGUAAAGUUAUCAGUAGCGUCAUUUAUCAUGAAAAGUAGAUUUUUUUUUAACUUUUAAAAUGAAAUCUAUAGAAGCUGUGGAAUUUUUGGACUGAUUCAGUUUAACUUAGUAAGUACUAAGUUGAACUGAAUCAGUAGUAGUACUUAGUAAGUACUAUUAAUGUAGAAAAUGGAAUUUCCAGAAUUAAUGACAGUGGGGUUACUUUUUGUAAGAGUGUUUUAGAAAAAUUUUUAAAUUAUGUGAUUAUUUGGAAUAAAAUUGGUGUUUGUGUGGGAAAGAG
Molecule: messenger RNA, 2667 nt
Organism: Mustela erminea (ermine)
Lineage: Eukaryota; Metazoa; Chordata; Mammalia; Carnivora; Mustelidae
Gene: CCDC138
Product: coiled-coil domain containing 138
Exons: 15
Coding region: 269-2299 (676 amino acids)
Source: RefSeq, a predicted model, not a curated record